AUGUCCGGAAGGCUGGCGCGUGGAUUUCUGGAGAGGGUCUGUCAGACAAUGGGUGGCGUAUGCCCUCAUCAUGCCCACGAUCCCAGUCCAUUGCAAAUCGCACGACUAACUGGAGGAUCUCAUCUCACCACGGACACGGCUUUCGAAAUGAUCUGUUCGACGAUUCGUUUCGGCAAAGGCGUCACUUCAGAAAUUGGCUACGACGUAAGGAAUUUAGGCGCAAAGCACACUCUCUUAGUCACCGAUAAAAACGUCGCUAACACUAUCGGAUUUAAAACAGUCUCACAUUCGUUGAAAACAUUUGGCCUCAAAUUUACCGUCUUUGAUGAUGUACUGAUUGAGCCGACGGAUGAAAGUAUGCUCCAGGCAGUGGAUUUUGCUCGUAAUGCUGGUUGUGACUCAUUUGUAGCUGUUGGAGGCGGAUCUGUAAUUGACACAGCAAAGGCGGCAGCUUUGUACUGCUCUAAUCCACAAGCGGACUUCUUUGAUUUCGUCUGUCCACCGUUUGGCAAGAAUCUGGUGCCACAGAAUCCGAUGCUUCCACUUAUCGCUGUACCUACCACGGCUGGAACUGGCAGCGAAACGACAGGUAUGGCAAUGUGGUAG
This is a messenger RNA of Cooperia oncophora, 606 nucleotides long. The record is from the annotation of a GenBank genome assembly. Lineage: Eukaryota; Metazoa; Nematoda; Chromadorea; Rhabditida; Trichostrongylidae.